Molecule: messenger RNA, 1638 nt
Organism: Pseudogymnoascus verrucosus
Lineage: Eukaryota; Fungi; Ascomycota; Leotiomycetes; Thelebolales; Thelebolaceae
Exons: 5
Coding region: 1-1638 (545 amino acids)
Biological process (GO): secondary metabolic process
Molecular function (GO): CoA-ligase activity
Source: RefSeq, a predicted model, not a curated record
AUGGUUUACCAAGCAGACCAAAACUACACCGUGCCUGACGUAGAUGUCUUGUCCCUCCUGUUCGACUCGAAACAUUGUGACGCGGCUGAGGACACCAAGAUUCAUAUUGAAGCCGGCAACGAUGCCAACUCCGUCACUAAAUCGCAAGCACGAGACUUGACCCAGAGAAUCGCCCAUGGACUAAGACGCAACUUCAACAUUGGUGCGUCGGGCCCUGGUAAAGAUGUUGUCGUGUGUAUAUCAUCUGGCCAGCCUCUUCUACCGGUUUUCUUUUACGGAGUUGUCGCUGCAGGUGGCGUGUACUCUGCUGCGAGUUCAUCCUUUACGACACCCGAAUUGGCGCGUCAAGUUACUCAAGGAGGCAGCAACUUGUUAGUUUGCAGCCCUGACACCCAGGAAGUUGCCGUGGCAGCAGCGAAGCAGUGUGGCAUUCCUCUCAACCGGGUGUUGUGUCUGAAAUCCAGCCCGGAAUGGGGCUUGACGUCACUUGGGAACAAUCAAAACUGCAUUUCUAACGAGAAACUCGAUUGGAAGAGGAUCACAAACAAAGAGGAGCUUGAAAAUAGCCUUGUAUGCCUUCUUUACUCGUCCGGAACCACUGGGCCUCCAAAGGGAGUUCUUUUGUCCCAUUCGAAUAUAGUAUCAGCGGCCUUCAUUACCGGCGAGCUCGGUAGAGAGUAUACAGCGCAGCGCGGCACCCCAUUCGAAUACAGGACCCUCGCCCAUCUGCCAGCCGCCCACAUAGCUGGAGUUCAGGGGUAUUUCAUCAACCCAUUCUACAUGGGUGGCCCAGUAUACUGGAUGCCCAAGUUUGACUUCCAAAAGUUUUUGGACUUCAACAAGCGCUACCGAAUCACCUUUUUCUUCAGCGUCCCUCCUAUCUACCUCUUGAUUGCCAAAUCUCCAGCAGUAACAGACCAAUUCGAACACCUGGAGAUUGCAGUUAGUGGAGCUGCACCCCUCGGAAAAGAGCUUCAGUACGCGGCGAGUCAGAAACUGGGCAGGGGGACGACGUUUAUAAGUCAGACUUGGGGAUUGAGUGAGACGACUGGUAGUGUUACAGCAAUGCCUUGGGGUAUGAAUGACGAUACCGGCAGUGUCAGCCCGGUACUUCCUAAUAUGCAGUUGAGACUUGUCGAUGACGAUGGAAAGGAUGUUGCUGCGGGGCAACGUGGAGAAGUUCUCGUCAAAGGCCCUGUGGUCACCAGAGGAUACCAUAAUAGCCCCAAGGUGACAGAGGAAGCUUUCGUUAACGGAUGGUUCUUGACCGGAGACAUUGCGGAGAUACGUAAUGGUUUAGUCUACAUUGUGGACCGAAAGAAGGAACUUAUCAAAUACAAGGGUCUUCAGGUUGCUCCAGCUGAACUAGAAGCUAUCCUUCUCUCGCAUCCGAUCAUUCUAGAUGCCGCCGUGAUUGGUGUCGAGCAGGACGGAACAGAAGUGCCCCGCGCAUUCGUAGUUGUGGGCAAGAAAAUCUCCGAGGAAGAGAUCAAGUCCUUUGUAAAGUCUAAAGUGGCAAGCUACAAGCAGCUAAGAGGCGGCGUCGUUUUUGUGGAUGCAAUUCCCAAAAAUGCGUCCGGAAAAAUUCUACGCCGAGAACUGAGAGAUGUUUCAAAGAAGACCACAGCGAAGCUGUAA